CCAUUCUCGUAAUCAGAAAGCUAAAAUAACAAAAACGUGAUUGACUCGUGUUCAGUCAUUAGUUUUGGUGAGCAGUGAUAGCGAUUACUUCUCCAAAUCACUUUGGUGCCUUUAAUCAACACUCAUAGCAAACAAUGAAAGCUAUUUAUUGUGGCCUUAGAACAAAGCUAUUAACGCUCCUCAUUUGGGUCACAACUUCCGAGGGUUUGAUAAAAGUUGAAAAAUUACAACUCACUUUGCUACCACUCUGGACACCGGAUCGAGUGGUACAUGGCAUGAGUUCCCAGUUGCCUUGUUUGUCUCUAUGCGGCAAGGAUGAGCUCACUUGUAAUGUAGCUCAAUAUGACCAAGUGUUGUUGGAAUGCAAAAUCGGAUGGCUUGAUUCGAUAAGUGGUGGUUUAAGUGGAAAUUAUGGCUUCUUCAAGGUCUCAAGUUUUAUGGUUGAUAUCAUCGUCAGAGUUGUCAAUUCGGCGGAUAAUAGUCCAUUAGUCGGUGUCAACAUUGGUAUUCAGCGUGUGGGUGGGGAACAAUAUCCAUCUCAAGUUACUAAUUCCGUGGGAGAAGCAAUAUUUCAUAUCUUACGAUUCGGUUCACUCUCAAUCACUGCCGAAGAACCUGGGUUUACCACAGAGACGACUAAUCGGAUCCUUAACACUUCACCAGUUCAAGAAGUCAUUCUUGCUUUGUCAGCCCAACUUCUGCCUGGUCAAUUAAGAAGUGUUUUAACGUGGACUUGUUGCGUUGAAGACAUGGAUAUAUUCACAAUUUCAACUCUUGACACAAGUUGUUGGAUCGAUUUUGACGUUACCACUUGUCAUCGAGGAAGUUCGGGGUCUAUUAGCUUUAAAAUAGAUUCAGGAGAUUACGGAUCAAAAGGAGGAGAGACCCUGGAAUGGAGUGGGAAUUUUCCAUCACCGGACCCUUACACUAUUUGGGUUCAGAACUACAAUUGGGAGGAUGAAAUAUCCACAGCUGGAGCGGUCGUUAGCAUGUUCUCAUCCAAUGAACAAAGUAUCAAGGUGGUGGCACCUUCGGACGUUUUGACCAAUACCUCAUUUUGGUUGGUUGGGUGUUUUGACCCUAACCUGGGAUUAGCCAGUUUUCAAGAAAUCAAUCUUUACACUAAUGCCCUCGAUGACCAUGUUUUGUGUUCGAUUAGUUGAAAGAGGACGCCCUUGGUGGAAAAUAAAGGGACAUAUUUGAUAACUUACAAUGUUGAAAUAAAAUUGU
Molecule: messenger RNA, 1230 nt
Organism: Tigriopus californicus
Lineage: Eukaryota; Metazoa; Arthropoda; Copepoda; Harpacticoida; Harpacticidae
Exons: 7
Coding region: 135-1163 (342 amino acids)
Source: RefSeq, a predicted model, not a curated record